AUGUCGACGCAGGCGCCGCAAAUGAUGGCGCACCGUGCUGCAAAGAAGUCGUGGCGGGACUCUCGGAUCACAGCCGGGGAGGUACCAGGAGCAGCCGCCGAGGACCUGGGCUUCAGCUCGUCGGGCGGUGGGCCCCGUGGCGCUGGCGAGGCGACGCCGCGGCUCGCGCGCGGGCGGGAGGCGGCCGUCGCGGCCGCCACCUCGGCGCAUGGUUGGACCCGUUCCCGGAAGGCUCGGUCGUGUCGCGUGUCGUUCGGGAGCCGGCGGUGUCUUGACCCGGCCAGAAGCGGGCGGCGCUUAGCCGAGGCGCUGGAGCGCAGCGCCGUGCCGUUCGUCUGGGUCGUGGGCGCCGGGAGCAGCGGCGUCGUCCCCGAAGCGUUCGAGGCGCGCGCGGCAGAGGCGGGCCGCGGGAUAGUGGUGCGCGGGUGGGCGCCGCAGCUGGCGACGCUGCGGCACCCGGCGGUGGGGUGGUUCAUGACACACUGCGGCUGGAACUCGGUGCUCGAGGCCGCCGCAUUGGGGGUGCCCAUGCUGGCGUGGCCGAUGACGGCGGACCAGUUCGUGAACGCGCGCCUGCUCGUGGACGAGGCGCGCGUCGCGGUGCGCGCGUGCGCGGGGGGCUUCGGCGUCGCGCCGGACUCGGGCGAGCUGGCGACCGUGCUGGCCGACGCGGUCGGGGAGAAGGGGCGCGACGUGAGGGCGCGCGCCAAGGAGCUCGCGGCGGAGGCCGCGCGGGCGGUGAACGAAGGCGGGAGCUCGUACGCUGAUUUGGACGGGUUAGUGCACGAGAUUCGGAAUCUUCGUUGA
This is a messenger RNA of Miscanthus lutarioriparius, 807 nucleotides long. The record is from the annotation of a GenBank genome assembly. Lineage: Eukaryota; Viridiplantae; Streptophyta; Magnoliopsida; Poales; Poaceae.